This is a messenger RNA of Microthlaspi erraticum, 558 nucleotides long. NCBI's taxonomy places the organism in Eukaryota, Viridiplantae, Streptophyta, Magnoliopsida, Brassicales, Brassicaceae. The record is from the annotation of a GenBank genome assembly.
AUGCCGUUUCAUCGCAAGUGUGCGAUGGAUUUGCGAGGAAAAACUAUAUGUCGCAAUGUUGCGAGGGAUCACCUUUUGUUCGCUUGUUCCGCCCUAGCCCGCUACCAGGUUCACGAGAAUCACCUUUUCCGUAGUCCAUAUCUGGGAAGUGAAGAUGGCGGCAGUGGAGACGGCGGCGGAGAGGAAGAGAUCUGCGGUGGUGGCGGAGAAGAAAGCUAUCUGCGGCGGUGGAGAGCAAGCGAUCUGCAGGGCCGGAGAGAGAGAGAGAGGAACACGGCUGCGGGAGAACAAGAGUGGUGGGAGGAGAAGAACACGGCGGCCGAGAGAAUGAGAAGGAUAAGCGGUGGCACGGAGAAGAGAAGGCUGCGGGAGAAAAAAAGGAGAGGGAGAAGAGAAGGAGAAGUGCCAAGAAGAGAAGGAGAAGAAGAGGAGAGGAAGAGAUCGGGCGGAGAGGAGAAGAAGAAGAAGAGGAGAGGAAGAGAUCGGGCGGAGAAGAGAUGGAGAAGAAAAGAAGACUAUGCGGCGGGCCAAAAAAAAAAUUGGUGGGAUUAUAUAUAG